CUGUCUGAUAAAGAGAUAUCGAUUGUUACCCGGGAGCCAGUUUUCUAUAAAUUGAAGUUUCAUUAAAAGAACGACAAAUAUAACACAGCGAGAAAUCUCAAUUGUUCAAAUUAUCAAGUCUUAAGAGUCGUUCGAUAUGUUUUUAACAUCGCAGUAAAACUGUCAUUAGAAGGGAUAUGUUGUCAAUGACGUGCAAUGGAAGCUGUUGAUUAUUUAUUGUAAAAACAAUUUGCUCUGAUGUUUAGUCAUAAUGGUGUUUUUGUUCACAUCAAGAUUCAAACUUUAAUGACAAGUUACUAUGAAUAAAAACGUCACCAUGGAAAACCAAAGCAAUUGCACAGCUGGAAUUUUACCACAAGCGGGUUCUGAUUUUGAAAACAUUGGCGUGAUGUGUAUGCUGUCAGUAUUCAGUGUCAUCGGAACGUUUGGAAAUGGAUUAGUCAUUUAUGUGUACUCUAAAAAACGUGAUAAAUUGACAUCUAACGUGUUUAUAAUGGGUUUAGCAUUAACUGAUUUUACUACAUCAUUGGUGAUUAUGCCGUAUACUGUGGUGUUUACUUUUUUGGAAGAAAAGAUACUGUUUGACAUACCAUGUAAAAUCUUUUAUUUUCUCGUUACUUCGAAUGUGCCACUGUCGGCUUUUAUUAUGGUGGCAAUAGCCGUGGAUCGUUAUCUUUGUAUAUGCCACCCAUUCCUGCAUCUUUUGACAGUUCCAAGAGCAAAAAUUAUAUUGCUACUACAGCUUGUCUUUGCUGGAAUACUCGGUUUGAUAACAGCUCUGAUGCACUCUGUGUAUGCCCUACCAGAUGAACUUCUAGAUUUGGAUCUCGAACAUCCAUAUGACAAAAACAUCAGUUUUGCUGAAUGCGAAUCAGUUUACACAGGAACUUGCAAGCAUACAAGUAGUGUUUUCAGUGUAGAAUUUAAUCUAUUUUAUCAAAAAGUAUACUCCUCCUUCUUUUUGAUAUCUCUACUUUUAGUGUUUACACUUUAUAUAAUGAUUUAUAGAUAUGUCACAUCACGAAGGGCAAAACGCCAAAAACAGAAGAAUGCCAAACAGUUUUCAACCACAAUGGUUCAGACAGAAGCGUCACAAAUUGAUAACUCCAAGGACAGUCAUGAUCACCAGCAUCCUACAAAGGUUGAAGUUAACGAGAAUGGAGUCAGUACAACCUUAUUACCACCUGACCAUCAGGAAGAACAGGUGAGACGACAGCGGAAGUCAGUGCGAGAGAAAAGGGACCACAAUGCAUUAGCAAAUAUAAAAACUGCUUUGAUGCUAUUCGUAGUGGCUGUUGUGUUUGUCAUAGCUUAUCUUCCACCCUGGCUAAUGGCUCUCAUGGUUGUCCAGUAUGUCAAAUUUGUAUUUUAUUCGUAUUUCGUAUACAACGUUGUCAAUCCAUUCAUUUACGCGUUCAUGAAUCCAACGUUUCGAACAGACCUGACAAAGGUAUUUGGAAAAUGUUUAAAAAAGAAGUGAAAAACAAAGCCAAGUAUUUAUUAUUGUAGUGAUGUUCAUGACAGAUAAACAGUAUUUAAUAUGACAAUACAUAGAAACGCGUCAGUGUUGUGGAUACUAAUAAUGUGAAAAGAAAAUGAAAGUAGGUCACGCAAUAAGAGGUUUUUAUUUAAAAUUAAAAAUUAAUGA
Mytilus trossulus (common blue mussel) is the source of this 1648-nucleotide messenger RNA. RefSeq names its product orexin receptor type 2-like. Gene Ontology annotation, cellular component: plasma membrane. The transcript is spliced from 2 exons. The record is from RefSeq and is a predicted model, not a curated record. NCBI's taxonomy places the organism in Eukaryota, Metazoa, Mollusca, Bivalvia, Mytilida, Mytilidae. Gene Ontology annotation, biological process: neuropeptide signaling pathway. Bases 299 to 1480 code for a protein of 393 amino acids. Gene Ontology annotation, molecular function: neuropeptide receptor activity.